Molecule: messenger RNA, 1564 nt
Organism: Seriola dumerili (greater amberjack)
Lineage: Eukaryota; Metazoa; Chordata; Actinopteri; Carangiformes; Carangidae
Exons: 4
Coding region: 137-1234 (365 amino acids)
Source: RefSeq, a predicted model, not a curated record
GUUCUGGCUUGUCGGAGCUUUUUGAGGGGUUUUGAACGCACCGUCAAGUCCAUAUAGUGCAGGAGGUGGAUGCUGGGUUCACUGACGGGGGAAUAAAAGCACCUGCGGCAGGUGUGUCGCUGCCGAGGCCAACAGGAUGUCCUGCUCCUGCUGCUGCUGUGUGACUCCCGGCGGGAAGCUGCUGGAGGGGGUCAGGAGGAAGGAGCUGCUGGUCCGAGAGGAGGAGGAGGAGGGAGCAGGAGGAGAAGAGGAAGAGGAGAGCAGGAGGAACAUGGACGUCUCUCUGCUCAGAGAACAGUACAGGAGCAGCAGAGAGACACAGAGGAGACAAACCCAGCUGCUUCUGUUCAGGACAGUCUCAGAGGAGCUGUCCGAGGCCGUCAGCGUCGUCCCUGUCACUCAGGGUUUGACAUCACCUCCGCCUGCCGUAACCUUCAACCCCGACCCAUUGACCUACGACCCUUGGCGCGUCCAUCUGGACCUCCACCGGCGCUCCUGCCCCGGUGUCACCGUCCGGCUGCCGGCCUCCUCCCCGGAAACAACAAACACCAGCGUCACUGGUUCCUCCAGGCGUUCAUCAUCUUCUUCCUCUGGCUCCGUCACAGUCCCGAAGUCCAGAGGCAGAAAGCUCUCUGUGGACUCAACGUCAGAGUUGCUCAGCAGCUCCAGAGAAAUGUCCCCCUGCAGCUCAUUCAGCAGCACCAAAGAAGAAGACCACUUCAACGUAGAGCGGUGCAGAGAUCCAGACUCUGGAUCCUCUGACAGAUCCAGAGGAGUCGGUGGUUCCGGGGCGGAUCCAGUCCACUUUACUGUCACCAGACCCCUCGAUGCUUCGGAGCAGAAUCCCAGUGACGGAUCCAGAGAAGAUCCUCCUGAUGAUUCUCAGGAGAGUUCGGCCCCCGGUUCUCUGACCAGCUCUGAUGAAAGCUCCACCCCCGUCGCCUCCGUCACCUGCUCCCCCAGCAGCUCCACCACCGACCUACACCUGAAGGAGAACCGGUCUGCAGAUGUAAAAACCACUAACGACUUCCUGCAGACCCGCAACACCCCAGCGUGGAGGGGCUCCAGGAAGUUCUCGGCCCCUGCCCUCAGGUUUACCAGACAGCUGAGUGUAGGGGGGGUGGGCUCGUCCUCGGGGGUUCACCAGAACCAGAACUACUACCCAUUCCCCAGCAGGAAGGCGCCGAGGAUCUCUGAGGCGGCCAGGAGGCUGGGGAUGUACUCGUCCUUCUGAGAGAUUUCACAGUUUAUUUCAUGAUGCGAGUUCAUGUUCAGCUGCUUCAAAACCAGUUUCCUUCUUUCUUUCAUGACCCAGAUGUUAAUUUACAGUUCUCUCCAUCUUUCCUCUUUAAAUCACUCGCUCAACAGAAACGAGAUGUCAGUUUAUCAGGCCAGGAUCAGACUUCUGUUUAUUUUCACUGAUUCAUUGUCAGGUGUGAAGUUAUGACGUUAAUGGUUUCAUUGUAAACCAGCUGUUUUAUUAAAGGAAUUCAAAAGCUGAUGAAUCUGUUCACUGUUUAUUUCUUAAUUUAAUUGUAUCAGCAUCUUCAUGUAAAGUUCAUCA